Silurus meridionalis is the source of this 4557-nucleotide messenger RNA. RefSeq names its product KIAA0947-like (H. sapiens) (gene ice1). The transcript has 23 exons. The record is from RefSeq and is a predicted model, not a curated record. NCBI's taxonomy places the organism in Eukaryota, Metazoa, Chordata, Actinopteri, Siluriformes, Siluridae. Bases 143 to 4339 code for a protein of 1398 amino acids.
AAGUAGAGAGAGAGAAAUUGAAAGAGAAAGAUAAUUAUGAUCAGGCGUUUCCACAGGGCAGCCCGGGUCUUUGUCGGUGUUGGGGUCCUACAGUUCCGCGUGCACUCCUGCGUUUCCAUGAUGCACAGCGUUAUUGUGUACCAUGAUGCCGGGGGAGAGUCAGUCCGGGCCCGGAGGAGUCGCUGUGGAGGCUUCUUCAGGCACGUGCCAGAACUGCACCGUGUUAAACCAGAGUCUGGAUGAGUACGUGGCUGCUUUGCUCACGCUGAAACAGAAGAUCAUAGACACAGACCUUCUGUUGAGCGAGUAUAAAGAGAAGUGUGAUGAGCUACAGAAAUCUCAAAGAGAGAGCGCUAAGCUGCACCAAGAGCUGGACGAGGUGCUGCUGAAACUCGGCCCGUUAGAAAAGCAGACGGCGGAGUACGAGGCUGCGAGGGCGGAGCUGCAGGAAACCACGGCUGCACUGAAAGUCUACCAGGUGAAGUGUGAGGAAGCAGACGGUCUGAGGGAAGAAAACCUGAAGGCAGUCGCUCUGAAAGAGAAGCUCGAAGAAGCUCUCAAGAAGGCAGAAGAGGCAGCAAACGCUCAGAAUCUGGAGAGCACAAAGCUGAGAUCGGAGAAGACCACGCUCGAGAGCGAGCUGCAGAAAACUCAGGAGUCUCUGAGGUCGAGUCGAAAGGCAGUGGAAGAGCUGGAGGACCUCAGGCUGCAGAACGCCAAGACGCUCAUUCUAAAAAGCAAUCUUGAAAAUCAACUCCUGGCACUUGAAGACACAAACCUCAAGCAAAAUCUUACCAUCCAAGACCUGAGGAGCAAAAACCACAGCCUCGAGACAAACAUCAGAGUAACAGAGGAAAAACUCACAACGCUGGAGAACGAAUUGAACAAAGAGACGAGAUGUUCGUCUACACAGACUGAGAAUGAGCCCAACGUUGAUAAAGCUAAAGUCUGGAGUCUCCUACAGGAAGUCUGGCAUUGUGUGAGCCCUUUAUCCAAAACACCAGAAAAUCUACACUUCAACCACGAUCCGGCCUCAACGUCCAGACCUUCUGGAUCUCCUCCUCGUCCUCUGCCAGUCAGUCCAUUCGGAAAGUCCAUGUCCAAAUCAACUCCGAAGAGAAACAAAGCGUCUCCGAGGAAGAGUAACUCUGAAUCAUCAGUAGUAGGAGUAAAGAGUCCGAGUGAAGACCAGAAGAAACGGAAAAUAGGCAGGAAGAAGAAAAGAAGCUCAGAAUCGGAGGAUGUAGAUCAAAGCCAUGCCAAAUCUGAUGAAGUCAGCGAUUUGUCAUUGAAUAUAGAUGCUCCUGUGGAACGUAUUUUAAAGGAAGUUAAAACUUCUGACAUAUGGGACCUUCUCGGCCUCUCCAGCCCUUUACCUGCACUUUUAUCUCCACUGCCUCCUGAUGAGCUGGCUGAGAUGGAGGUUGAAUCGAGUCUGAAAGUGAGUUCGGUUUCAAAAGCUGCUGCUGCUGAUGAUGAUGAUGAUGAAAAAUCCCAGUUCUCAAAGCUCAAACCUUUAGAGGAUCAGGUUUCCUCUGUUGACUUGAAGGCAUCAUCAGUCGCUCCUGAUACUGACAACAAAAGCCUUCAGAACGUUUUCUCAGAGAGCCAAGAAAAGAUCAACGGAACCUCAGAAGAUUCUUCUACAACUGCAAAGGCAAGUCCACAGAAGGAACCGGAUGUGGAGCGUUUAAACAGAAUCCAAGACUCGCAGCCGAGCCCCAUCGAAGAAAGUACACCUCUGUGUAAUGCAGACCAGGAAGAACCUCAAGCAAAUUGUGAUGAUGAGAUCAGACAUGGUUUAGAGCUGGGGCAGCAGGUUCUAAUCCCUCAGGAGGGUGCAGAACAAGAAGAUAAAUCUGUCCAGAUACAGACUCCUCCAAGUCCACACACAUGUUCCAGGACAGAACCAGAACGAACGCUAAAGAAAAUCCAAGCUGAAGAUCAAAACAGGUUUGGUGGAUACGACGAUGAAUCUUCCCGUGCCAAGGUUAAUGGGAUGACUUCUGGAGAUUCCUCAGAUGAUGAGGAGUUCUCAGGUCUGAAACGAAAAGUCAGAGGGAUUUGCUCAAGACCGGCUUCAAACAUGUUCCAAGUGCAAUCGCAUGAAAAGCAAGAAUCCACGGAUCAUCAGGCUCAAGGAACAAACUGUGAAACCGAAGCGGAGAACUUUCACACAGAGAAUAAGAAUGAGGAUGAUGGGCAUCUAAAGCUUGGCAGCAUUACAGUGAGUGUGAGCGAACCUGUAAAUCUUGAAGAUGGUGCAGAGGGAGAUGGUGAGCACGAUACAGGACCAGCAAAGGAGGGUGAAGAUGAAUCGGAGAACUUGGCCAACUGUUCCAUUUUUAAUGCAGAUAAUCAACAGGAUGAAUGUGUACCGUCUUCUAGCCCCAACAUUGAAAACAUGGCUGGUGGCCUGAAACAGGAUGAUGCCAAGCCAAAAGAACCAAGUGAUAAAUCUCAAGAUAAUUGUCCUGCAACUUCAGUAAACCUGGAUGUGGCCUCCAAAAACGCACUCGCCUCAAUUCAAUCUCCAGUUUUACUUGGGAAGGUUCUUACAGAAAUGGGUCCCCCGCUACGUCCUGUGGUUUUACCGCUAACUGCAACACCUCCAAAAUGUAGGAAGCACCUGACGUCAAAUCGGCCCAGCAUCCAGCUACCCUCCUGGUCCUCAACAGAAGGUCCAUUUUCUCUUAAACAGCAGUCGAAAGUACUUUCUCCAGAUCCAGGCCUUCAAGAUGAAGCAAAGGCAACGCUGACCACGCCUUCUCCAUCGAACGGAGUUCCGUCUUCCCCUUUACAAUUUGGAUCGGCGACUCCCAAGCAUGCGCUUCCCGUCCCAGGAAGACUUCCUUCGUCUGCGUUGAACUCCUCGUCGCCCUCCGCAUCACAGGAGAACUCCAUGCAGAUGCUAGAUACCAUGUACCCCGAUCUUUCCGCCCAAGCAAGGACUCUGAACAUCCUGCGCGGAAACGUCACUCUGGGAAGGGCCGCGAGCGAGAGCGGGACCUCCCCACCUUCUGUCAAUCCCAUCUCCGGGAAUAAAACCAUCAACUCCUCAUCCACAGCUUUCACCAAAACCGAGCAAAAGCCUAAAAGAACCGGCGCGAACGUGUUACUCCCCAAAAGCGCCAAAAGGCUGCGGCUGGAUACGUGUUCGCCCGAUCCCGCGGGACUUGCUCCUCCGGCGCCGCGGGCCAACCACAACGAGCCGAGUGACGCGCCGGAACCUUCUCAGACGAACGGAACCACGGACCAGGCAAACGAUCCGCAGUCGCUCAUUUCUGGGGCGUUCGAGAAACUUCAACACGCAUAUUUCGACGUGCUGCCUGUAAUCAGGAGUCACGUGUUUCUCGGAAGAAUUUCCCAAGUUCCAGUCCUGAGAGAUGAAGAAAAAGCCGUCAUUUCGGAGUUUUGCUCAAACCAGUCUUUAGCAGAGGAGUUUCUGUUGGCCAUUUUGUCCAAGAUCAAGACGGAGAAAGACCUCGGCAGAAAUGAGAUCCUGCAGUCUCACUGUAGGGUUUAUACCGGCUUGUGUCGAUGGAGAGGAGACUGGCAGAAAGCACAUGCCCUCGUCUACACUCUUCUGAAAGAAGACUUUCCUGAAGCCCCGAAGCUCAUUUUGUUCAUGGUGACAACGUGGCCAACGCUUCUAUCCCACGCCAGCCCUUUGUGCCGAGCCAUUAACGUAGUGAUCGGACUGAAGGCGGAGGGGGAGGUAUUAGACUACCUCAGCAAAUAUCUGCACUGGGACGAGCGGCCUCCUGGUGACCCCCACGAUACGAUCAGCACCUUACUGACGUCUCUUCUGGAGGACGACACUCUGAUAUUCCAGAAGCACGCUCGUCAUGGCGAUGACCUCUGCCCUGCAGCCUGGGAAUACAUCUUCAGCCUGGAGCUCCUGUGUGCACAUCUGGGCUGGAAAUGGACCCAUGAUAAUAUUAUAGGAAAACGUCUGUGGCCGGUCAUGAAUGCCUGGGUGACACAAGCGAGACCUCAGCAAACACCAGUGCGAGACGUUUGCGUAGCAGCGGUGUUGAGGCUGAUCGGACGACUCGGGCAGCUGGGGCUUAAGGAGAAACUGCGCACGUCGGUCCAAAACGUCGCAAAAGCCAUUAACCUAUUUGGGAAACAUGGAAUCUCAGAAGGUGUGCCACGGGAGGUGCAGCUUUCUGCAGUCUACACUAUUUAUGACCUCGCCCCGAGCAACCCCAAAGAAGCCCUGGAGGCUUUGGCGUCAUGGCGAGGACAAAUCACGGAGACGGUUCCCUCGGCCGUCACGAGCUGCAUCACACAAAUCGGCUCCGUCUGCCGUCAGAUCAAACGAAUCAAAGAGUGAACACGUGUACAGCAUCUCCUGUUUUUAUAUUUGUACAGUCUUCACACUUGUGUUGGUUCAUGUGGGGAAUACGUGCUCUGCUCAUUUCCAGUCCUGGUGCUCAUUGUGCAUAUGUAAAUUCUUGUACAUUUUGUAUGUAAAUCGAAACAUUAAAACUUGGUUUGUCUACACUAUGAAAAAGAGAAAUGGUCUUUAAAUUAAAUACAGUUUGGAAAAUG